CAUGGACUGCUUAGAGUAGGAGCCUGAGUCCAGUACAGCAGGCUCAUUUGAGCUUUCAUUUUCUUUCAAAUUCCAGAAACAGCCAACUUCAUUUGGACUGGAUGAGAUAUUUUCUGACCAGGCAAAGCCCAUGAAAAUCAGCAGUAUAUUUGAUGAUCUACUAAGUAUAAGUUUCUAGGAUCCUGUUCUGAACUACGUGGGGACUGAUUCAGAAGGACUUUACUCCAAAUUUCUUCACUGGUACCAUGGACUACCUCAUUGGGAUUGUACUUCUACUCUCUUGGGUAUCAAUGCCAGCAAGUGUGCGCAGUCAACAGGGAAAGAACAACGUCCCUCGGCUGAAGCUGUCUUAUAAAGAAAUGCUGGAUUCAAACAAUCUCAUUACCUUUAAUGGUUUGGCCAAUAGUUCCAGUUAUCACACUUUCCUUUUGGAUGAGGAGAAAGGCAGACUAUUGGUUGGCUCGAAGGACCACGUGUUUUCAUUUAAUCUUGUUGAUAUUAACAAAGACUACCUAAAGAUUGCAUGGCCUGCAUCUCCAACCAGGCGAGAUGAAUGUAAAUGGGCAGGAAAAGAUAUUUUGAAAGAAUGUUCAAACUUUAUCAAAGUACUUCAAAGUGUUAACCAAACUCAUCUGUACGCUUGUGGAACUGGGGCCUUUCAUCCAAUAUGUGCCUAUAUUGAUGUGGGAAAACAUCCGGAGGACAAUAUAUUCAAACUGGAAACAUCACAUUUUGAAAAUGGCCGUGGAAAGAGUCCAUAUGACCCAAAGCUGCAGACUGCUUCACUUUUAAUUGAUGGUGAAUUGUACUCUGGAACAGCAGCAGAUUUCAUGGGCAGAGACUUUGCCAUUUUCCGUACACUGGGGAAACACCAUCCAAUCAGGACGGAACAGCAUGAUUCACGAUGGUUAAAUGAUCCUCGGUUUAUCAGUGCUCAUCUAAUACCUGAAAGUGAUAACCCAGAAGAUGAUAAGAUUUACUUCUUCUUCCGAGAAAAUGCAAUGGAUGGAGAACAUUCUGGAAAAGCAACUCAUGCAAGAAUAGGGCAGCUCUGUAAGAAUGAUUUUGGAGGUCAUAGAAGCCUUGUUAACAAGUGGACAACCUUUCUGAAAGCACGACUGAUCUGUGCUGUACCAGGAACUAAUGGAAUUGAUACCCACUUUGAUGAACUUCAGGAUGUCUUCCUAAUGAGUUCAAAAGAUCCCAAAAAUCCAAUUAUCUAUGCAGUGUUCACAACGUCAAGCAACAUCUUCAAAGGAUCAGCAGUAUGUACAUACAGUAUGUCUGAUGUGAGGCGAGUAUUUCUGGGCCCCUAUGCACAUCGAGAGGGACCAAACUAUCAGUGGGUACCAUUUCAGGGAAGGGUCCCUUAUCCACGACCAGGAACUUGUCCAAGCAAAACAUUUGGAGGAUUUGAUUCAACAAAAGAUCUCCCAGAUGAUGUUAUUACCUUCGCACGGAGUCAUCCUGCCAUGUACAAUCCAGUUCAUCCAAUAAAUAAUCGUCCAAUAAUUAUCAAGACUGAUGUGGAUUAUCAGUUCACACAGAUUGUGGUUGACCGUGUUGAUGCAGAAGACGGACAGUAUGACGUUAUGUUCAUAGGAACAGAUGUUGGCACUGUUCUAAAGGUUGUGACUAUUCCCAAGGAGACAUGGCACGACUUAGAGGAAGUGCUCUUAGAAGAAAUGACUGUAUUCCGUGAGCCUAUUCCUAUCACUGCUAUGGACUUUUCUACAAAGCAGCAACAGUUGUAUCUUGGAUCAGCAAUUGGAGUCUCUCAGAUGCCCUUGCAUCGAUGUAAUGUCUAUGGAAAGGCUUGUGCAGAGUGUUGUUUAGCGAGAGACCCCUACUGUGCCUGGGAUGGCACUGAAUGCUCACGAUAUUUCCCAACAGCAAAAAGACGCACAAGACGACAGGACAUCAGAAAUGGGGAUCCUCUUACUCAGUGUUCAGACUUACAAGUUAAUGAUGAUAUAAAUGGCCAUAGCAAUUUACAGGAGAAAGUCAUUUAUGGAGUUGAAAACAGCAGCACAUUUUUGGAAUGCAGCCCCAAAUCUCAAAGAGCCGUCAUCUAUUGGCAGUUCCAGAAACAGAAUGAGGACAGAAAAAAUGAGAUACACGCAAAUGAGAAAUUUAUAAGAACAGAUCAAGGCCUCCUCAUCCGCAGCCUGCAUAAGAAAGAUUCUGGAAUCUACUUCUGUCAUGCUGUAGAACAUGGAUUCAUCCAGACCUUAUUAAAAGUUACCCUGGAUGUUAUUGACUCAGAGCAUCUGGAAGAACUUUUACAUAAAGACGAAGAUGGAGAAGGAGCCAAACCAAAAGAAGGCCAUGCAAUUAUUCCUCCAAACCAGAAAGUUUGGUACCGGGAUUUCAUGUCCCUUAUUAACCAUCCCAACUUUAACACUAUGGAUGAGUUUUGUGAGCAAGUGUGGAAAAGAGACCGCAAGCAGCGUAAACAAAAAUCAGGCAAUACCCAAGUUAAUGCAAACAAAUGGAAACACAUUCAGGAAAAUAAGAAAGGCAGAAACAGGAGGACCCAUGAACUCGAGAGGGCGCCAAGAAGUGUCUGAUUAUGGAAUGGCAUUUUGCAGACUUUUUCCAAAAGGACUCUUACAGACACUUCCCUGGAAACAAACGCAAUAUGCUCUUCUAGUUCAUUGCAUUGAAGAUGUUUACAAUAGUUUAAUGGUAAUAAUUGACUGAACCAUGACACGCUAGUACUUUAUGACUGUUCUUUGAUGUGCAAGAAUAAAAACUGACACUUGAACUAGACUUCUUGUAAAUACAAGUCUCAAGAAAUAUACUGUAUUUGACAUUUAUCUGGAGUUUUAGUCUAGUUGUUUUAAUAAGUUGGUAUGGUUGAUUCCAAGAAACUUAAAAUCAAUUGCAUUUUAAAACCAAGGGUGUUAAUACUUAACACAACAGAAUACUGAACUAAAAAAAGAUGAUGUGAAAUAUGAAAGGUGAUUUAAUGCACAGAAUUUAUGGUUACAGUUAAAUAAAUCUGUGUUGCUCAUCCGAGAAGAGAAAAUACAGUUUGGAAUAACUGAAGAUUAUUAUUUUAAAAGGACUAAGCACGAAACCAUAAUUAAUUGCUAUCGCUUGGAUGAAAAGUAUAAAUAUUUGAUUACACUGUAAUUUGUACUAAUUUUGUCACUUAGUGUAAGAUAUUUGGACUAAUGGCAAAACAUCAACUUUUGUUUCUACACGUCGUUUGACAAUUUAACUAUGAAAGCUAACAAAAUUCUCUUUUUGCUAUUUAUAUUUUACCAUGAAAUUAACAUUGCCCUGACUGACUUUUAUUAACAAUUCUGGAAUAAGCCCUUCCAACACUGAUAAAUAUUUAAACUUGAUGUGCUAUUUUAUUUGUAGUCAAUAGACUUCUACCUAAAAUGUGUGUUAAAUGUAUAUCUUUCCACUUUCAAAAACUACUGCACCCACAGGGUUAAAAAGCUACAUUGUAUUCCUUAGUAGAUUAAGUUCUAAAUUAUUUCCAACUUAUCUCUUUAGCGUUCUCAUCCUUAUAUGCAGUAAUGUUACGUGUAUUAUGGUGUCAAAGAAACAUAUGAAUUUAAGUUAUCUGACUCAAAGCAACAGACAUAGUUUCAUUUCAUGGAACCAAAAAACACAUUUUUAAUUUAUUAUACUUGUAAGAUAUGUAAACCAACAUUUCUUUUGCUUUGAGUGAUCUCACACACGCAGAUGCAUCAACAGAAUUAUGGUGAUGUUAUAAAAUCAGGAAGUUGGACCAACAAACAAUGCACGGCAAGGUUUGAAACAUAUACUCUUACGAUAAUAAAGGGUGUGAUCUAAUGUUAUCUGUUAUAAAUUUAUAAUUCAGCUUUUAACACGUUUUGCAAUAAAUGUCAGAAAUGCAGCCUGUCCAGGGCUUAUUGUGUUCAUUAAACUAAAUUUUGUAUUCUAAAGGUAACUGCAGCCAAAAGUAUCAGUUCUGUUUGAUUAUCUUUGGUGCAUGGAUUGGCUAAGGUAUUGUCAAAAUGAUUUAAAGCUAACAGAGAAAUGUAUAUUGGUUACUACAGAAAAGAUAAAUGUGGCACAUUUUCUUUUUAUUCUUUCAUGGAAGUUACAAUAUAUCAAUUAAAAAGAAUUACCAACACCUACCAUGAUUACUGUGCAUCUUGAUAAGUUACAUUUGUAAUGUUAGCCACAAUAACAUUAAUGUAACUUGGUGAAAAAUGCAUGUGUAUAAAAUUAAUGAGGCAUGGACAAAUGUAAAACAGAUUAUUUGAAUUAAUUAAGGCAAGUUAAUAUUUAAAACUUGCCAAUGUAAAAUACUAAGUGGGUUUUAAAAUGGAGGUUUUAACCUUCACCUUUCCAUUUGUGGACAACCAGGGCAUGCACCCUUGUUCAAAGUGUGUUUGCUACUGCAAAGUACUUCUCACUGUCUUCCCUGUUUAAGUUAAUUUCUGAAUCAUUCUUGAUCUGCA
This is a messenger RNA of Polypterus senegalus (gray bichir), 4448 nucleotides long. RefSeq names its product sema domain, immunoglobulin domain (Ig), short basic domain, secreted, (semaphorin) 3Ab (gene sema3ab). The record is from RefSeq and is a predicted model, not a curated record. The transcript is spliced from 18 exons. Gene Ontology annotation, biological process: positive regulation of neuron migration; negative chemotaxis; negative regulation of axon extension involved in axon guidance. The coding region runs from base 246 to 2570 and encodes 774 amino acids. Gene Ontology annotation, molecular function: semaphorin receptor binding; neuropilin binding; chemorepellent activity. NCBI's taxonomy places the organism in Eukaryota, Metazoa, Chordata, Cladistia, Polypteriformes, Polypteridae.